Molecule: messenger RNA, 10808 nt
Organism: Acanthaster planci (crown-of-thorns starfish)
Lineage: Eukaryota; Metazoa; Echinodermata; Asteroidea; Valvatida; Acanthasteridae
Biological process (GO): cell-matrix adhesion
Molecular function (GO): protein binding; calcium ion binding
Source: RefSeq, a predicted model, not a curated record
GUGUCCGGGUUUUAAGAAGAUAAGUUGUACCUUUUGUCAAGCAUUCAAACAUGACGGAGACGCUACAUAUGAAUGCCGGGUGUGUCCACCGAAGUUGUGUGUACCUUAGCACCACACAAUAGGGAAGGACAAAAGCAAGGGAUUGAACUCACGGUUUGAGGCUAUUAUGUGAAUCAUAGCCGUCCACGGCAUCAUGCACUCAGCUUGUGCUCCACCACAUCGAUCGACCGCCAUUGAAGAUUCACUUGCCCUAGGCUGGUUACAUUUCACACUUCUGUAUCAGAAUUCAGCGCGGAUCUGUUACACUUUCAGCAGUAAAAAAAAUCCACCCGUUGACUGGGCAAAUCAUUCGGAACCUUAAGUGGAACUGAAAGCAGAUGAGACGAGUGACGAUGAACUUACUUUUGAUGGAUGGGACGAGAUGCUUCGAUUUUUGAUGAAAUUUUGGAUUAUCUAUAGCAUACAUGGCCACCCCCAGAAUCGCUGGCUACUAUGUCGCGUUGAAUGGGAGUCAUUGUAAGAGCUAAAAUAACUUUUACAGAAGUUGAGGCUAUUGCCGUAGGUGAUCCUCACUACUACACCUUUGACGGCCGCCACUUCACCUUCCAGGGUUACUGUGAGUAUCUGUUUGCCUCAGAUUGCAUAGCGGAUAACUCACAGUUUGAAGUGGUGGUUGUCAACCAGCAAAGUUCCAGCAGUUUCCAGACGGCAGUCACUCAGUCUGUGCGCAUCACCAUUGGUGACACGGUAAUUCAGCUUCAGCGAGGCAGACAGCAGUUGGUCAAUGACAUUGCUAUCAACACUCCAGCAUUCUUAGGAAAUGACAUCAGUAUCAGGAGAACCGGUCUGCAGACGUCUAUUUUGACCCCUCUUGGACUGCGAGUGAAGUGGGACGGCUCUACCGGGGUGAAGGUGCUUCUGAAUGGAACUACCUACGGGAUGAUGAUGUGCGGCCUUGGAGGAGACAACGAUGGAGACCCUAAUGAUGACUUCACUUCCAGCUCUGGAUCACUAUCUUCCUUGUUGGCAUUUGCCAAUAGCUACAUAGCUAAUCCAACACAGUGCCCUGAGACAUCAACGAGCAUACCAAGUCCUUGUGACAGCAACUCAACUGUUGCUGCUAUUGGAGCAAUGAUCUGUAAUGACAUCAUAAGAUCUGAUGGUCCAUUUGCUGCAUGUGCUGAAGCAAAUCCAACAUAUGCGAGUUACUUCUAUAGCGAUUGCCAGUACGAUGUAUGUGCAUCUUACCCUGACACAUCCCAAGCGUGUGACACUAUUGCAGCUUUUGUGGACACCUGUAAUGCUCGAGGCUACCCUCCAUCUGAUUGGCGUUCAUCAAGCCUUUGCCCGAUUGCAUGCCCUGCAAACUCUUCGUACAGCACAUGCAGCAAUGAUUGCGAGUUGACAUGUGCUGACUACCGCCGCGGCAACCAGUUGGAAACUGCAUGCGAUGAGCUGCCCUGUGUUGAAGGCUGUGUGUGCAACAAUGGCUACUACCAAGAAGGGGAUAGUUGUGUUCUGCCAGAGGAAUGUGGAUGUGUCUACCAGGGCAACUAUUACAAUGUAAAUGAAUCAUUUUUGAUGGAGGGAUGCGAAAAUACUUGCACUUGUGGAACUGGAGGAGUAACCACCUGUAAACCUAGUAACUGCAGUGUUAAUUCGGUGUGCCAGAUCAUCAAUAAUGCCUAUACCUGUGUCUGUACAGAAAGCUAUGAAGGAGAUGGUUAUACUUGUGAACGUGCUUGCGAGGCAAAUCAAUUCAAAUGUCCUGAGGGAACCUGUGUACCAAGUGAAUGGAUCUGUGAUGCCUUCCCUGGAGACUGCAAUGACUUCUAUGAUGAGGACGAAACACUUUGCUGCAAUAUUAUGAAUGUAACAACUCACUGCCCCAAGCCAGACUAUUACCGUUGUCCAGAUGGUGUCUAUAUACCAAACAGCUACCUGUGUGAUGGCAUUCCUUAUGACUGUGGUAACAAUAUGGAUGAAUCAGAAGAAGUUUGCAGAGGAGUUUGCCCGUAUCCAGGUGACCUGGCAAAUGGACGAGUCGGUCCACAAAAGUUUCAGUACCGUGACGGAGAGAGCAUAUUCUUCCAGUGCUUCAGUGGAUAUACCAGAGUUGGACCUAAUGAGAUUAUGUGCAACAAUACCAUAUGGUCUGAUGACUUGCCCAUCUGCUAUGAAAACUGCAUCAUUCCUGUACCUCCGGCCCAUGGUUUUGUGGAUGCCAUUGCUUUCAACCACAGUGAUAUUAUUGGAUUUUCCUGUGAAGCCGGCUACAUGCUGGACCCAGCCAAUGCAACCUUGGCCUGCAACAAUGGCCAAGUGAAUGGAACCAUACCCGUUUGUUUAGAUAUCAAUGAGUGUGCCUCUGCACCCUGCCUGAAUGGUGGAACUUGCUUGAACAAAGUUAAUGCUUAUGAGUGUGUUUGCACUUCAUCAUGGACCGGAGUCAACUGUGAAACAGACGUUGAUGAGUGUAUGGUUGGGUUGGACACAUGCCAUGCUAAUGCUGAAUGCACAAAUACAAUUGGAAGCUUUACCUGUGCCUGCAGUGAGGGUUAUCGAGGAGAUGGUUUUGAUUGUAAAGAAAUAAUCCUCUUCCCAUUUGGCCUUGAGAAUGGCGACAGGUCUUUGCGAAACAUAAAUGAAGUGGUUGACUUUGAAGUUGUGUCACAGACAUUCCGACCGGAAACAGGCUUCCCAUUCGGCAGAUUGUUCUACCCAGGCCUCUAUUUUAUGGACAAUGGCUUGCUCAUUCUACUCAACGAGAAUGACGACAAGUUGGGUUUCCCAAACCCUUUCCCGGGGGGAUUCACAGACAUCAAUACCGUUCCAAUGGUGGCGCCAUUUUGGGCUGACACCGACCUUAGCGCAAACCAAGGAGACGUUUUCUACCAGGUGUACGAACCUUCAGCCUCAGGGACUGAGGCAAGAGACGCUGUUUUAGCUGAUGCCAGUUCCAGAAUUAGGAUCCAGUAUGCGCCUUCUUUCUUUUCCUUUAAUGCCACUUGGAUGCUGGUUGUAACAUGGUACCAACUGCCAUCUUUCAUCCAGCAAAAUGAAACCAACACAUUCCAAGCUGCACUAGUAACUGAUGGCAUCUAUAGCUUUGCCAUUUUCAAUUACCGGGAGGGGGAAAUGCUCUGGGACUAUGAAACCCUUGCCAGUACAGAUCUCAUCAUCGGUUACAACGGUGGGUCAGGCACCUACAUCAAUGCCCAACUGGAAAAUCCACCCUUUGCUACACGAGCUGAUGCCUUCCGACCUGAUCAAAACCUUGGAAACACUGGACUCAAGGGCCGGUGGAUCUACCGACUGGAGAAUAACACUGACGACACAAUCAAUCCCAAAGGGUUCUGUCUGGACUGGUACAACAGGCAGCCUCAGCCAAGCACCUGGGAUCGUUUCCUUGGGACGUGCCCGUGCUCAUUCGACCAAGGUCGGAAUGAUAGAUCUUAUGGGCGGAGGGCUUCUUCCAGAGGGCGUGUUUCAUCAGCAGCAUCCAGAGCUCCUGGCCGGUUUAGCCAAGAACUCCUAGAUCAGAUUGAAGCAUUGGAGGGACAACCGUUCUGUCUGGUGACAGAGCUCUCACCUUCCAUGAAUGGUGCUGGUAUGCGAUGCUGCUACCGUGAGGAUCGGUCAUUGAUUCUCGGCUAUGAAACAGAUUUCCUCAUCAGUGUGGAAGAGAGAUAUCUGUUCAACUUCCAAGGAGAAGUUUCAGAGUAUGAGCCACAGCUCAUCAAUUGGUUGUUGGAAGACUACUUUCCACGACACUACUGCUGUAAUGCAGCAAAUGAUGAAGCCUUCUGUGACAGGUACUUUGAGAGACGGCCCGCGGGCUCCUGUAAUGGUUAUCUGCCUCCAAACAUAGGAUGGACAAUUGGUGAUCCUCACAUCGAGACCUUGGAUGGCAAUGCAUACACAUUCAACGGCCUUGGCGAAUAUGUGCACAUUACCUUCCCAGACGGUAGCGGUGGCACCAUCUUUGAGGUACAGGGUCGCACUGCUCAGGCCCUAGAUGUGCAGACACAACAGCUCACUCGGGCCACCAUAUUCACUGCCUUUGUUGCCAAGGCCAAUGAUGCCCAAAAGGUCCAGAUGACUUUGAACACUGAUGGUUCUGAUGUCGACCUACGUGUGGAUGAUGUCCUAUUUAACAAAACACUGUUUGUUGAUGGAAAAUACAACUUAAACGGCACACUACAACUUUCUGUUCAAGAAGUCAAUGGCACCUCAAGGUACAUAGCUUACUGGCUGAAUGGGAUGUCCAUCAAUGUAGGCAGUGUUAGUGGAAUCCUGGACAUGGUAUUUUCUGCUCCUGAAACAUUCAGGGAUGGUUCCAGCCGGGGCUUGCUAGGUGUGUGGAAUAAUGAUCCUAGUGAUGAUUUUAUGAGGGUGGAUGGCAUGCUACAAUCACCAACUGGUGCUGGGAGUAGUUAUACGGAAGCAGACUACUUCACUUUUGGCGAAUCAUGGAGAACAACAGCUGCCACCUCUCUGUUCUACUAUGAAGCCGGCGAAUCCUGGGACACAGUUAAUGAUGAGACGUUCAUGCCAUUGUUCCUGGACGACCUGAUAGCUGCCGCUGAUCCAGCCUAUCUGACUCAGGCCCAAACAAUGUGUGGGAGUGACAACCAGUGUCUCUAUGAUGCCCUGGCCACCAAUAGCCUUGUCCUUGGGGUGGAGACAAUGUCGCAGAACCAGGAAUUCACAAAUGAAGCUGGAGAUCUUGCUAACUUCCCACCCAACAUCACUGGCCCCAACAUCCUGCAAGCUGUUGUUGGAGAGCAGGUCACCUUGACAACAACAUCAUUUGACCCAGAAGGCCAGUCCAUCACAUUCUCCCUAACAGAGAAUAUUCUCAAUGGCUCUAUUGAUCAGAAUGGUGUCUUUGCGUGGAACCCACAAAAUUUGAAUAAAGUGAGGGUUGGCAUCCGGGCAUUUGAUGGUGAGACCAAUUCAGUCUUGGAGCCUACUGUCAAACUAUGCGACUGCCAAAAUGGUGGCACCUGCAUGUAUGACCAGUACACAGAGAACUCCAAUGUUGUUGUGGACAAAUUUGCUGUUGUUGUGUGUGCCUGCACCUUGGCCUGGACUGGCGACUUCUGCGAGACUGACCGUAAUGGUUGUGAGGAUGACCCUUGCUUUCCAGGCAUCACAUGUGUGGAUGCUCUUGCCCCAUUGGAAGGGAACACCUGUGGGCCCUGCCCAGAUGGUCUGGAAGGGGAUGGUUUCAAGUGCUAUGAUUUGGAUGAGUGCACCCAACCAGGAGGAUCACCAUGUGAACAGAUCUGCAACAACAUCCUUGGGGGUUUCCGCUGUUCCUGUGAAACUGGCUACGAGCUUCACCCAGAUGCACGCACAUGCCUUGACAUUGACGAGUGUGACCUCCAGACAGACAAUUGCCAUGAAUUUGCCACCUGUGCCAAUACCGCCGGCAGCUUUACUUGCACCUGCAGUGAAGGAUUCUCGGACACAAAUGGGGAUGGAACAUUAUGCGAAGACAUUGAUGAGUGUUUCAAUGAAGUCCCUGUCUGUGACACAAACUCAGAGUGUACAAACACUGUUGGCAGUUAUUCCUGUAUCUGUGACACUGGAUAUGAGAAGAUUAGUGGAGUGUGUCAAGACAUCAAUGAGUGCACGCGAGGCCUGCAAAACUGCAGCAGUCUGGCCACCUGCACCAACUCCCCAGGCUCCUACUUCUGCACUUGUAAUAGCGGCUUUGAAGGGGAUGGGCGGGACUGCCAGAACAUUGAUGAAUGCAUGCUGGCUAUACGCCCCUGCCAUCCUCGCGCAGUGUGCGAGGACAAUUUCGGGAGCUACGUCUGUGUGUGCAACCCCGGCCAGAUCGGAGAUGGAAUCAUGUGCAUGGAUGUGGAUGAAUGUUUAGCCAACACUGAUGAUUGUGCUGCCGGCACAGCCAUGUGCACCAAUACCCAAGGAUCCUACGAGUGUCGCUGUUACGAAGGCUACACUGGUGAUGGUUUCAUGUGUGAAGACAUCGAUGAGUGUACCAUCAAUGCUACCAUUUGUUCAGUCAAUGCCAAGUGCCAAAACACCCCUGGCUCCUAUGACUGCACUUGUAAAGAUGGCUACAUCGGAAAUGGUGCAGAAUGCUACGAUAUGAAUGAGUGCACUGAAGAAGUGGACACUUGUAAUGAUACCUUGGGACUGUGCAUCAACACCAUAGGGUCCUACACCUGCCGUUGUGUUGUUGGCUAUGAAGGAGAUGGCCGGACGUGCACAAAUAUUGAUGAGUGUACUGCAAAUACAGACGACUGUGAGCAGAUUUGCACUGAUACCAUUGGAAGUUUUGUCUGUUCCUGUCGGUCAGGUUUUACCGUCGACAUGACAGCAACAAAUCUUUGCCAAGACAUUGACGAAUGCAGCCUUGCCAUUGACAACUGUACACAAGGAUGCAACAACACUGUUGGCAGCUUUGAGUGUUUCUGCUUCGAUGGUUUCCGAAAGGACAAUCAGGGCACCUGUGUCCCUGAUUCUGUGUGCAUCAGUAAAAUCUGUACCAACGGCGACUGCUAUGUUUUAAAUGGCAUGGAACUCUGCGCAUGCUAUGAUGGAUACAAAUUAGACGGCAGCAAUGAUACCCUGUGUAUCAAUAUUGAUGAAUGUACAGAUAUGCAAUACCCAGAUGCCUGUGACCAGAUUUGCAUUGAUGCUAUCCCAGGAUACACCUGUGAUUGUAACACAGGUUACAGGCUAACAACUGGAGGACGACUGUGCGAAGAUAUCAAUGAGUGCAUAGAGGGCACAAGCACCUGCGAUGCAGUAUCUGAGAAUUGCUUCAACACAGAUGGAAGCUUUGUCUGCAACUGUAAGAGUGGAUUCGUGACAAAUGGGACCAUCUGUUCAGACAUCAAUGAAUGUGAGGGUGUCAACCUUUGCAGUGCUAAUGCUGCAUGCACCAACUUGCCUGGCACAUAUUCCUGCACGUGUCUCAGUGGCUAUUCGGGAGACGGACAAACAUGCGUUGACAUCAAUGAGUGUGCAUCAUCCUCCCUGAAUGAUUGCAGUGUUAAUUCUGUGUGCACCAAUCUACCAGGCUCAUACCGGUGUGAUUGCCUGACAGGAUUUGAGUUCAAUGGAACUGUUUGCAAUGACAUCGAUGAGUGUGUUGUUGGCCACAACUGCUCUGCUCUAGCUAUGUGUGUUAACACCCCCGGGUCAUACCAGUGCCCUUGCCUCAGUGGCUACGAAGGAGAUGGAGCUGUUUGUAUCGAUGUGAAUGAAUGCACACUCUCUUCCACGGAUGCCAGGGCUGACGACUGCCAUGCAGAUGCCACUUGCACCAACACAGAGGGAGGGUAUCUUUGUGCAUGUAAUAGUGGUUACUCAGGCAAUGGAACAUCAUGUACAGACGUCAAUGAAUGCAACAUUCCAGACAGCUGUGCUGCAAACAGCACAUGUGACAACACACCUGGUGAUUACGUCUGCACUUGCAAUGAGGGUUUCAGCGGUGAUGCCCGAGUGCAGUGCUUUGACAUCGAUGAGUGCUUGGAUUCCCCGUGUGACAACAAUGCCCAGUGCAGUAACAGCAUCGGGAGCUACACUUGCACUUGUCACAAUGGCUAUGUUGGGACUGGAUUCAACUGCACAGAUGUUAAUGAGUGUGCAUCAGAUGACACCAAUGACUGUCAUCCCUUGUCGACAUGUAUCAACGUUGACGGUAGUUUCACAUGCCGCUGCAGAGAUGGCUAUGUGACAAGUGAUGGGUUUUCACCAGGCAGAGAGUGUGAAGAUGUAAAUGAAUGUGCGUUUGAGACGGACACAUGUGAUCCAGUCAAGGAGGUGUGUAUUAACAACUUUGGCAGCUUUACCUGCAUGUGUGGAAAUGGUUACGAAGGAACUGUUGGCGCAUGCACUGAUGUCAAUGAGUGCGAGAACAAUCCGUGUGAAUCUCAAGUCAACACCCGCUGCCAAAACCUUGCUGGGACAUAUCGCUGCUUGUGUCAAACAGGCUUCUUUGAAUUCUUCGGCGUCUGCACAGCUGGUGUCUCAAAGACAGUGUAUGCACUAUUCACAGACAUCGUUGGGUUCGAAGUUAACGAUUUGUACUUUAAUUACAAUGACACAACAAUCUACCAGAUCCCACUAUCUGCAGAUCUGGAUGCUCAUUUCAAUGCGAGUAUGCUCAGAGACUACCAGUCCGUCUUUGUCAACUCCAUUACCAUGGCUGGCCAGGUAGCUCGGGUCAUCAUGACCCUGACUUUCCUUCCAAACUCAUCUGUCAGUGACAUGGAAAUCAUUGACGCCUUUGUGAGUCGUCUGACUGGGAGAGAUAACAAUGUCAUCCUGCCAGACAGCAGGGUGUUCAACACUAGCUUUGGUGUUGGGGAUCCAAUCAUCAAUCCAUGUGAAGAAGGCACGUUCCAGUGUCCAGAGAAUGCUGUUUGCGUGUUUAAUGGCAUCAGUAAUGAGCAUACCUGCAUGUGCGCGGAUGGGUGGAGCGGAUCUGGAAAUGAGACCUGCAUAGAUGUCGAUGAGUGUCUGACUGCCCCGUGCACUGGCCGUGGAGAGAUGUGUGUCAACUCACCGGGGAGUUACAGUUGUGAUUGUCGUGCCAUGGAUGGUUUCCAGAGGGUUGGAGGCAUGUGUGUCUUGUUCAUCACAUACGAUGGACGUUUCACCGUGUACGAGGUCAACAGGAUUGCCGGAGAUGCCCAGUACCUCCCUGCACUGGGUGACCCAACAUCACCAGAAUUCCUGGACCUUUCACUAAGAGUCUGUGGUGUGAUUCGCUACACCAUUCUUCUGGAACGCUCCUUGCAAAAUUCUUACUACGACUGUCAAGUGAUAAACUUCACCAUGGCCGACCAAGGCACGGAGGCAGAAUUCCUGAUCUUGUUCAUUGACAACGUGAUGACGAGUGGCUCUGAGCUCCAGCAGCUAGUGAUGAACCAGUUAGACAGUAACAAUGUGAUUGUGUCCGGCACUACAACACUGGGCAACCUCACCCUGGCACCAUCAUCCAUUGUUAUCACAGAUAUCAAUCCUGCCUGCACAGACACAUACUGUCUGAAUGGGGGUACAUGCGAAAAUGCUGGAGACUUCCGAAGAAACUGCACAUGUCCUGAGGGGUAUGCUGGCAGUAGGUGUGAAAUAGCUCCAACAACAGAAGUCCCUAUAACUCAACCAGUAACAACACAAGCGGUGACUCCAGCAACUGUUCCAACAGAGCCACCAGACAUUGCAACAACAGGACUACCGCAGACAACAGCAGCACCCGGAGGAGGUUUGACAACACUGCAGAUUAUAGGCAUAGCCUUGGGACUGGCAGCCUUUGUUCUGCUGAUCAUCCUAAUGUGCCUGUGCAUGCUUGUGAUGGUGCGUCGCCGACAGGCUGAGGCCCGUCGACGCGCAGAUUACUUCCAAGCCCCGUCGGACCGCAUGAAGAUCUUCUACAACCCGCCGCUGGGUGCCACGCGCAUCUCUGAGUACCGCGGGUACCUGCAGCCCGAUGAGUACCUCGGGGUGGACAAUGAGUCUGUCAGUGACGACAGCAGCUUUAUUGCCUCUCUGGGCCAGCGUAGCGAGGAGGAGAGUCGUAUGCGACAUCUUGCCAAUGUUAUCACUCAGUCUCCAUACCUGAAUGAGCGUAUGAGGGCCAGAAUAUCCAGUAUGGUAUCUCAAGAGCCGCCACGUCUCCCUCAGUCAGAAUUUGUCCGUCCAUAUAUUGCCACUGGACGAGAAGCUGCUGAAGUUGAAGUACACAGAGAUCCGGAGGAUCAACCACCCCGAAGACCCACUACCAGAUUGCCAGAACGCCAGACAUCUUUCCGGAUACCACGAGCCCAGUUCUACUGGGACUCCAAUACUGAAAGCUUCUCUUAAAUUUGGACACUGGCCUCCUCAACAUGAACUGCUCAGAAAAAUCCUGCAUUUUCCUCUUCAGCGUCUCUCUAAUGUGUGUGUCAGUAAAAGGGAAACAUCAGUAUUAGAAACUAUCAGUUCAGACUUUUGCACAUGUGCAGAACUUCUUGAAUGAGUAGAACACAGCACUUCAUGUUGUUAAAGGCCAAACCAAACAUGGAUACACUGUACUCCAAUUUGCCUUGAAGCAAAAAGGGAGAGCUGAGUCAUUAGGUGUGCACCCCAGUCACUCCUUUGGUGCAUGGCUAAUUGGAGUAUAUUCCUAACCUGAUUUUGUUGCCAUUUAAAAAGAUUGUGUAAAACAUAUUUGAACAUCUGUGAAGUUUGUAAGGUGCUGCCGUCUUAUACUGUGGUCAGUGACAGUGGUGACCAGUCACUUAUUGUCAAGUCAGUGCUGUGACUGUGACAUUUGUUACCUACACAAUCCCAGGAGUGGUUGUGGUGAUGACAGACAUUGUUUACUUAAUAUCAAGUGAGGAAUGGUGGAUUUGACUAUUUUAUAAAUGCCCAAAUUAUUUUUAUAUUUUUACUUAGGAAACUGAAUAAACAGCCAAAUUUGUGGCUUUCUGGAACACUUUGUGAGACCCCCAUUGGAUCACCACGACUAGUUCUGUGUAACUUAGUUGAUGCCCUUUCAGUGAUAAACAUUAUGAUGUAAUGAAUAUUUACAGCAGAUGUAAUACUAGUUUUUGAAAUGCUUGGAACAGAAGAUAGCUUUUUAAAUGUCCAAUUAAAAGUAAUUGUCAGUUUUUAAAUGAUGGUAUUUUAAAAAUAUUUCAUGAGAAAUGAACUGUUUUCCAGUGUUGAAUGUUGGUAUAAUUGUGUAAGAGGUGCCCAAGUAAUUUACAAGUGUUAUUUAAAAUGCAAUUUUCCAUUUUUGCACCCCAAGUCCCAUUGUUAGUACCAAGAAAGAUUAAGCA